Molecule: messenger RNA, 1451 nt
Organism: Sardina pilchardus (European sardine)
Lineage: Eukaryota; Metazoa; Chordata; Actinopteri; Clupeiformes; Clupeidae
Gene: aifm2
Product: apoptosis inducing factor mitochondria associated 2
Exons: 9
Coding region: 1-1308 (435 amino acids)
Biological process (GO): apoptotic mitochondrial changes; positive regulation of apoptotic process
Cellular component (GO): cytoplasm; mitochondrion
Molecular function (GO): flavin adenine dinucleotide binding; electron-transferring-flavoprotein dehydrogenase activity
Source: RefSeq, a predicted model, not a curated record
AUGACAUCUUGGUGUCAGAAUAACAGUCUGCUGCUCAAUGUAACAAAGACCAAGGAGCUGAUAGUGGAUUACAGGUGGCUGCAGGGAGAAGAACAUGCACCCAUUCACAUCGGGAGUGCAGCAGUGGAGAGAGUCAAAAGCUUCAGAUUCCUGGGCAUUAACAUCGGUGAGGAUCUGAGCUGGACACACCAUAUUGGUGUGAUCACAAAGACAAAUAUAAUACAUGUCGUAGUGGUUGGAGGCGGUUUUGGGGGUAUAGCAGCGGCACAACAACUCAAAUCCAAUGGCAUAAAAUGUACUCUCAUCGACUUGCGGGACGCUUUUCAUCAUAACGUUGCCGCGCUGCGCGCUUCUGUUCAAAGCGGCUUUGCCAAAAAGACUUUCAUCCCAUACAAGGAAACCUUUGGAGAGAGCUUUCUCCAGGGUCGAGUAGUGAAGGUAGACACAGAUGCAAGAGUCAUUGUUUUGGCAGAUGGACAGGAAGUGUGUUAUACACACCUUAUCCUGUCUACUGGAACAGACGGCCCUUUUCCUGGGAAAUUCAAUAACUUGGCCACUUAUGAAACAGCCAUUGAAGAGUAUGAGAAAUUUGUCAAAGAGAUCCAAUCUGCAGAGUCUGUAUUGGUGGUUGGUGGGGGUUCUACUGGUGUAGAGAUGGCAGCUGAGGUCAAAACAGAAUACCCCAGCAAGAAGGUUAUCCUGAUCCACUCCCAUAUUGGCUUGGCAGACACAGAGCUGCUCUCUAGUGUGAGACAACAGGCCAAAGAUGUGCUGUUGGAGAAAGGGGUGGAGCUUGUGUUAGGCCAGAAGGUUGUUAACCUGAAGAAUCUGAAGUUGAAUGUGACCCAGAAGGACAUGAUCAUCACAACAGAUAAAGGCACAGAGAUCAAAACCGAUCUUGUCAUCUGCUGCACAGGGAACAAGAUCAACUCACAAGCAUACAGCAGCACAAUGAGUGAAUGUCUAGCUCAGGAUGGAGCCUUGAAGGUGAACGACCACCUUCAGGUGAGGGGUUUCGAUAGGAUCUAUGCUGUUGGGGACUGUGCCAACAUCAACGAGCCCAAGAUGGCUUACCAUGCUGGGCUCCACGCCGGAAUCGCCGUCACAAACAUCAUCAACAGCCUCACUGGAAAGCCACUGGUCUCAUACCACACAGGCAAUGUGACCAUGCUUCUGGCCAUGGGCUGUGAUGAUGGAGUGGGACAGUUCAACGGCUACAGGCUACCACGCUUGCUUGUCACUCAAGGCAAGAGCAAAGGCCUUCUCCUGUGGAAGAGUUGGAAAGACAUGGGACAGACAUCUCCAUAGGAUGUCUGCCAUAGGAAGUGUAACAGUGUCCACGCCUGUGCCUAUGAACCUUUCUGUCCUCACAGUUCACUUGUGCCUUUUGAUACAUGACCUUAAAAAGUAUAGACAUUUGUUCUAAUAUAAAGCCAUCUUUUUUCAGUUUU